AUGAGGUUCGAUCUUUCUGAGGUUCGCGCGUCCUUGUUGCUUCCAGUAUCUGAAAUCAUCCCACCUGACCCGACGACCUUCAAUCUGCCGGAGCCUUCACAAUCCAGGGUCCCCUUAUUUUCUGGUAAGAAAGUUACUGAGUGUUGGCCAAUUAUCGAAUUGGGAAGAAUUCGCCAAAAAAAAUUAGAGCUCCGAUUUGGCAAGUACAUUGGGCCAACUCUACGAGUUAAUAUUUGGGAAGCAGCGCCUGUGAAUUUUUCAGUUACAGAGUUACAAGAAUUGGAGGGCGAUGUAGUGGUAGAAUUUGAAGAGAAGUCAUCUAACGAGACAUCUGAGAAAUAUGAGAUUUCUGAAAGCAAAGCGAAGAUUGAUUCACUGCAAAUCGAAGCCUCUACUUUUCGGACUGUAAAUUCAAAGUCUGACAGGGAAGGUAAUUUCUCUAAUCCACAGGAUGGUUCAGAAAUAGUGAUUGAAAAUUUUGAUGAAAAUGGUAAUCCCUCUCGAAAUGAUGAAAAUGAGCGAAGUGUUGAUGAUGAUUCUGCUGAUGAAAUGUGUUGGAUUGAUGAUGUUUAUGUUAAAUUGGAGCCUAACUGUGAUUAUGGGAUUGUGGGUAAUGUACUGCCAAAUGAUGAUCUGAGUGCUUCGAUUGACUCUGUAUUUGUUCCCGAGAGCUUGGAUGGAACUGAUAGAGUCACUGUGGAUUCUAGUGAUGGUUGUGAUCCUAGUAAAAAUGAGAGUUUGAAUGUCCGUGUUAUGUCUGUCAAUGAUACUUGUGAAAGAAUGAACCAUAAUUCUUUGAAAAUGGACGGAAUAUCUAUUAUUAAGAAGUCGUUUGGUAUUGACAAAUGCUGGAAUCAUAUUGAUAGUUCUGUGGUUGAUAAAGAGUCAUUUCUCAUUUAUCCGGGAGGCAUUAAGUGUCUUGUUUAUGCUGAUUGUGUUAAAGUUGAGCAGAAGUAUGACUGUAUUACGACGGUUGAUAAUUGGUUGUUAAGUGGCAUGUUUAACUCCUUUGAAAAUGAAUCUAAUUCCAGUCAUAAUUCUGAUGCUAUUUUGGCUGGAAAUAAGGAGUUCACUUCCACUCGAAUGUAUGACUCUGCUGUUGUUAAGUAUUUGUUUCUCGUAACCGUUUUCAAGGGUGGCACUACGCUUGUAGCCAAUUUUAUGACCGCAGGGGACAUUGUUCACUUGAGCUCUGUGUUUGAAGUGAUUGAAAUUAAGCUGUCACCAAAUGCAUUGUGGUAUAAGUUUCUGAAACCUAAACUGAUUGGAAAUGGUUCAUUCUGUGUUAUUUAUGUCAAACAAAGAUACUGUUCAUUUCCUGCAAGAUUUGGUUGGAAAAUUCCAUGGCUUCAGUUUGAAAUUGUGUUAAAUUCGCAUGAUCUGUUAGAGCUUGUCAGUGGAACUAAGAUUUUUGAUGAACUGUGGUAUGCUGAUGAUGAUAAUGAGCAUCUUGAUCUGUCUCUUGCUGCAAAGAAUGAUGUUGGUGUUAGUUAUGUGCCUGAUAUGAUAUCUUGGGCAGCACUAGUGUCUAUGUUAAAGCAACCUAUCCCUUUCAGAUCACUGAGAGAGGAUGCAAUGACUGUUCUGGAAGGAAAAUUCCACCUCCUUGCUGAAAGAGCGGCUGUCGAGGGAUGUGAUGUUGGAGAUCAAACAUUCAAAAUAUGUGGAAACAUUCUUGUUACUGUUUGGGAUCCAGGAAUCAUUAUUGAAAUGGAGUAUGUUGGAAAGCCAUGUAAGGGCGCGAACCAGGAACACGAACUCAGGAUUCUAGCUGCUAAACUUUCUUUUAUACCCUGGGAACUGAUCAUAGAAUGGAGGCACACUCUUCUUGUUUGA
This is a messenger RNA of Oldenlandia corymbosa var. corymbosa, 1836 nucleotides long. The record is from the annotation of a GenBank genome assembly. NCBI's taxonomy places the organism in Eukaryota, Viridiplantae, Streptophyta, Magnoliopsida, Gentianales, Rubiaceae.